UGAGCAACAAAUACAGAUCCACUCAGCUCCUUUGAAUUCACCGGUGGUGAUCAGAUCUGCGAUGGACGGUGGCGACGAUAUGGAUUCACUGUUUGAGGGGAUGGAGCUAUUUACGCCGUCGUCCUCUCAGUUCCCCGAUAGCACCGACAACGCAUCCGCAGUUUUGCCGCCUUCGGAGGCGACACUGAUCACGGCUCCUUCGCCUGCAGAGGCGACGGAGACGAUGUCUGAGCCUCUGGACGAAGAUAUGUUCUCCGACUUAACGAUAGUGAGUCCGGUCCAACACGUAGCUGAGGCAGUUACUCGUCCACCCCCGUUACCGUCUUCUUCUUCCUCCUCCUGCGUGAAGCGUCAGGUGUCUCGGAGGAAGAAAAGAGCCGGCGGGUUGAGAAUCGGAUACGGGAGGCACGAGAUCAACGACGAUGAAGACAACGAGGAUUCCGUCAGUCAACAAUCGGCCGAUUCCGUCAGUCAGUUAUCAGAUUCCGUCAAUCAAGUAACGGAUUCCGUCAGUCAACAAUCGGCUGAUUCCGUCAAUCAAGUAACUGAUUCCGUCAGUCAGUUAUCGGCUGAUUCCGUCAAUCAAGUAACUGAUUCCGUCAGUCUGUUAUCGGAUUCCGUUAGCCAACAAUCUGAUCAGCCUUUAGACUCGGUCAAGGCUCAGAUCGAAGGGAAGCUGACGCGAGCACGUGCCUCGGCAGCUUCCGUCACUUCCUCUCGCAAGAGCGCCAUCAGGAAGAGAAGGCGAGCGUCCGAGAGUCUCAGAUUAGCUUCCAAAGCCCACGACGAGCUCGAGAAGCAGCUCGAGGAAGCCAUCGAGGCUGAGGAUUUCGACGCGGCCGAAAAGAUCAGCGAGAGCCUCGCCGCUGCCGAGAGAGAUAAGCUCUCUCUCGUGGCGUUGCUCCGUCAAGCAGAAUCCGAUUGCGACGCUGUUGAAUCCAAGAUGGAGGAAGUCCUCCUCUCUCAGAUCGCAGCUGAAGAAGAAUCCGCCUCUCUGCUUCGCGGAUUUUGCACGGAUGCUGAGAAUGAGGCAGAGUCGAUUCUGGAGAAGGCAGAUGGUUUUUGUGUAGAGGAAAUGGUGAAAUGGAAUUCAUGUUGCGAAGAUGUAGAGGUGAGGAAAGUGGAACUGGAUAUAGAGUCUGUCAUUGUUGAUAACGUUAGGCUGUCGUUGAACGAUACUCUUGAGGGAUCUGUUGAGCAAGAGAUGAAGGAAAAGGAGAUGCUGCGUAAGAGGAAAGAGCAUUUGUCUGAUGAGCUUGAGGAGCUGCUUGCUCUGGUGAAGGCAAAGGAGAAGGAGAUCGACGAGAACGAUUCUCAGAUAAAGGCAGUUGAGGAGAGAAUUAACAGUGUGGUCUCUGGCUACAAGGAGUUGCAAACAAGCAUGGAUAAGAUGUUUAGCGAUUUGCAAACGGGUUUGUCCCAGGUUGAUGCGGAGACUGAAGGUUUGUCAAGGAAAAAGAGAGAGGUGGACGAGUUCGUGGCGUCUGAGAAGGAGAGAGGAGCCAAACUCCGUGAACUUGUCAGUGUUUCAGCGGAUGAAGCAAAUGAAUAUGAGGAAGUUAUUAAAUUGCGAAAAACUCUCAUGUCAUAUGUGUCGAAGACUAGAGAAGAGAGAGCCAAGCUUGUAAACAUCGAAGAGAAGCUUUCUGAGGAAGUCCAGAGGCUACAGGAGGAGGUUUCCAGUACCCGAGAGUCACUAAAGGAGCAAUCUUCUAGAAAGUCGAUUAUCCAACAGAACAUUACAUCUUUCAUGGAUAAAAUUAUGUUCAUAGAGAAGCGGAUGCCGGAGCUUGAAGCAGAGAAGAAAGUGGCUGCGUCGACAAGAAAUUUCAAAGAAGCUGGAAGAAUAGCAGCAGAACUUAAGUCCUUAAAUCUGGAGAAGGAUAAGAUACAGAUCGAAACAGGGCAAGCGAACUCUGAGCUCGAAAAAGCAGAGCAGGAGAUUGAAGAAACAAUCAAGAGGUUACAAGAGUUAGAGAGGUUGAUUUUGUCGAAAGAAACGGAAUUGUCUGUCAGCAGAUUCCAGAGGUUGAGGAUUGACAGUGGCACUGCAAAAGCCGAGAGAUCAGCUGCUCUGGAGCUGAGUGAUCUCGAAGAAGCUAAUCUUCUACUUGAGGAAGCACAGGAAGCAGAAUCCGAAGCAGAGAAGCUUAAACUCACAUGCGGUCUCAAACAAGAAGGCGAAGAAGAAGAGGCUAAAGAAUGUUUUGUCUCCAUGGAACUAAUAGCCACCUUUGGUCUGAAGAAACUACAAGAACUGGCAGAAUCUGUUCCGUCAUAACCAAAGCUGCUUCAGGUUCAACCGUCAGGACUAAAAGCGCUCACCAUGAUCGAGCAAGAUAUUUAAGAGGCGUUGAUCAACAACGUUUUCCUUAGUCCACAUCAACAUGUAUGGUUUUGUUUUUCGGAUCCGUGUUUGAUUUAUUUCUUGAUGAAAGAAGAGAGUUCAAGCUUGUUCAAGCAAUACACUUGUAAGUUGCGUCCCAAUACUUCGUAUACCUUUUUGUACUUCUCAGUGAACAUUGCGAAAGAUGAGCAUUGGUUCAGAUUUCAGAGUAAAAGAAUAUUAUUGUCAA
Raphanus sativus (radish) is the source of this 2576-nucleotide messenger RNA. RefSeq lists its product as uncharacterized. The record is from RefSeq and is a predicted model, not a curated record. Lineage: Eukaryota; Viridiplantae; Streptophyta; Magnoliopsida; Brassicales; Brassicaceae. The transcript has 3 exons. Bases 62 to 2281 code for a protein of 739 amino acids.